This is a messenger RNA of Elaeis guineensis (African oil palm), 1128 nucleotides long. The record is from RefSeq and is a predicted model, not a curated record. Lineage: Eukaryota; Viridiplantae; Streptophyta; Magnoliopsida; Arecales; Arecaceae.
AUGCCAAGUUUAUCAUCCAUCGAUCUGUCAUACAACCUUCCUGAUGGAAGAACCUUCCGACAUUCCCCUGCAACAGCAUUCAUCGGUAACAAAGGGUUAUGUGGUAAAGCAAGAGGGCUGCAACCUUGUGAUUCAUCUACGGUUGAAAGGCAUUCCAUGAGAAGUCACAAGCUCUUGAUCAUUAUUCUUGUUCCUCUUUUUGGUGCUGGUCUUUUGCUUCUCCUAUUUAUCAAAGUCUAUUCCAUCUUUACAAAGAAAGUGAAAGAAGUUGACAAUAAGAGGGUGCUAACUAAUGAAGACCUAUUCUCGAUAUGGAAUUAUGAUGGAAAGAUUGUGUUUGAAGACAUCAUUGAAGCAACGGAGGACUUCGAUGAGAAAUACUGCAUUGGUGUUGGAGGUUAUGGCAGAGUCUACAAGGAAAUUCUUCCAACAUGUCAGAUUGUGGCUGCAUUGAUAGAAAUUAGGCAUCGCAACAUCGUGAAGCUUUAUGGAUUCUGUUCUCAUCCUCGACGCAUGUUCUUAGUAUAUGAGUAUAUCGAAAAAGGUAGUAUAGCUGCAAUUCUAAGAAAUGAUGAGCAGGCAAUGGAGUUGAAUUGGAUCAAUAGGAUGAAGGUCAUUAAAGGUCUAGCCAAUGCUUUAUCUUGUAUGCACCAUGAUAUAGACCCGGUAAUAGUACAUCGAGAUACAACAAGCAACAAUGUUUUGUUGAAUUGUGAGAACGAGUGCUUUGCAUCUGAUUUUGGCGCUGCAAGGCUUCUGAAGCCUGACGACUCUAACUGGAGCACACUUGCUGGCACAUUCGGAUAUGUCGCUCCAGAUAAAUGUUCUGACUUUUCUCUUGCAGAGCUAGCGUACACAAUGAAGGUGACUGAGAAAUAUGAUGUAUAUAGUUUUGGUGUGGUUACUCUGGAAAUCAUAAUAGGAAAGCAUCCUUUAGAGAUUAUAUCAGCAGUACAAUCUAAUUUUGGUGAGGAUAUACUUCUGAAGGAUGUGUUGGAUCGACGUAUCCCUCCACCGGAGGAUCAACUCGAAAGAGAGGUGUUUUCAGCAGUCCUCCUCGCAAUAUCAUGCACAGAUCCCAAUCCACAAUUGCGACCAACCAUGCAACAUGCAUCUCAGUCACUCUAG